AUCCAAAUCACCACACCCACAGCCCAGAGUCUCCAGACUAUCCACUUCUCGCGGCGUACGUUGGCCGACACCGGCCCUCACCUUCUCUCUCUCCCUCUCCCCAUUUGCCGGCUUUUAUAGCCUUAAAAAGAUGGGAAAAAAAUAAUUUAUUAUUCUAAAGAGAGAAGCUAGAGAGUGAGAGAGAGAGAGAGAGAGAGAGAGAGAGAGAGACGUUUUAGUUUUACAGCUUUUGAAUCCAAUUCUGGUCCUGUAAAUUGAUACUGCUACGGUACGUGUGUGUGUGAGAGUGAGGUUUGACUUUAUUGACAGACUGAUAGAUCAAUGGUCCAUAAGGGUCCAAGGAAUGGGGAGAUUAAUCCAUAGUUUGGCUUGGUGUUUUUGGUCUAAAACUGGUUAUUGAAGUGACUGUUUCAAAGUGGUGCGAGUCUUCAUUUUGGAGAUUGCAUUAGACAGGUCUGCAAUUGUUUGAGAUCCGGUGACACUACCAUGGGUGUCUCUGGGAAAUGGUUUAAAGCAUUGGUUGGUUUAAAGAAGUCAGAAAAGUCACAAUCUUCAGAGAAGGAUGACAAUAGGACCGCUACUAGUAAGUUCCAGCAUAGGAGAAAGCAUGCAGUUGAGGUUGAUGCUGAUAAACUUCAAGUGGAGUUUAAGGAUAAUGUUGCUGAACCAGUUGGUGAUGCCAAUAUCCAUUCUGUCCCAGAUGCUUCAGAAUCCCCUUCUGCUUCACUUCAAGCACAGAAUGUAGCACAGAAUCAACAAGUUUUGAGAGAAGAAUGGGCCGCCACACGCAUCCAAACAGCUUUUCGAGGAUUUCUGGCUAGAAGAGCUCUACGAGCGUUAAAAGGAUUAGUUAGACUGCAAGCACUUGUAAGGGGUCAUGCUGUGAGAAAGCAGGCUGCAAUAACUCUUCGCUGCAUGCAAGCUUUAGUGAGAGUUCAGGCGCGCAUUCGAGCAAGGCGUGUUCGCUUAGCAUUAGAAAGUGAAACAGCUCAACAAAAACUUCAGCAACAACUUGCAAAUGAGGCUUGGGUUCGAGAAAUAGAGGAUGGGUGGUGUGACAGUGUAGGAUCAGUUGAACAAAUUCAAGCCAAAUUGCUAAAGAGGCAGGAGGCAGCAGCUAAGCGUGAGAGAGCCAUGGCAUAUGCUUUGGCUCAUCAGUGGCAGGCGGGAUCAAGACAGCAGGCUGCUCCUGCUGGGUUUGAACCAGAUAAAAGCAGUUGGGGAUGGAACUGGUUGGAGAGAUGGAUGGCUGUCCGUCCAUGGGAGAAUCGGUUUCUUGACAUAAAUCUGAAAGAUGAGGUCAUGAUUCAUGAAAAUGGAACAGCAGAUGGUAACAAUGGCACCAAACCACAGAUAAAGUCUGCUGGCAAGAAACCAGUUGUAUCUAGUCGGCAGUCAAACCUUUCAAUUCAGAAGACAGGUCCAUCUAAUUCUGAUGGAAGUAGUACUUCUCCUGGCAAGCUAGAUGCAUCAAACACAGUUUUUGCGAAGCUAAAGGCGAAGCCAGUUCUUGAAGAUCUGGUUGAAGAAGCAAACUCAAGACCUGGCCUUGUUCAAAGAUCUCACAGCAACCCAAAAGAGAGGUUAAUACAAUCAGAUAAACAGGCAAAGAAGAGGUUGUCUCUGCCUAAUAGUGGGGGAGGUGCUGGGGGUCAAGCAGCGAUGCAUGGCAGAAUUGCAGGUAAAGGGACACGAGGUUCUCAUAAACCUGCGAGGUACAAGCCGAACUUAAAUGGAAAAGGUGACUCGAACCUCACAAAGUCUGUUGCACAGGCCAUUGAUGUGUAGUUUGGAUGAAUCCAAGGAAGAUGAAUUAUUUAUUUAGGCUAUUCUCCAUUGAUGCUGCUGUAUCAGUUUGUAUAUAUACGUGCGCAAUGUGAGAGGAAGCAAAAAUCACAUUGCUUUCAUUCGUGUCAUAAAAUUCCAAGUUUGUAUUUGAUAUGGGAGAAGUUGAGGUAGGCUUGGCUUGUCCGGGGAAAUAAGAUAAGCAGGUUUGGUAUGUUGUUGCUAUUGUAGCCAUGUUUAUUUAUUGUUGUUAAUUAUGUGAUUAUCCGAUUUUAAUUCCAAAUAUAUGAUUCUCAGAGAA
This is a messenger RNA of Hevea brasiliensis (rubber tree), 2086 nucleotides long. RefSeq names its product protein IQ-DOMAIN 5. The coding region runs from base 487 to 1788 and encodes 433 amino acids. Gene Ontology annotation, molecular function: protein binding. The record is from RefSeq and is a predicted model, not a curated record. The transcript has 8 exons. NCBI's taxonomy places the organism in Eukaryota, Viridiplantae, Streptophyta, Magnoliopsida, Malpighiales, Euphorbiaceae.